This is a messenger RNA of Manis pentadactyla (Chinese pangolin), 1505 nucleotides long. It is a transcript of the gene LUC7L, whose product is annotated as LUC7 like. Gene Ontology annotation, molecular function: mRNA binding. Gene Ontology annotation, cellular component: U1 snRNP; U2-type prespliceosome. The record is from RefSeq and is a predicted model, not a curated record. Lineage: Eukaryota; Metazoa; Chordata; Mammalia; Pholidota; Manidae. The transcript has 11 exons. Gene Ontology annotation, biological process: mRNA splice site recognition. Bases 350 to 1306 code for a protein of 318 amino acids.
CGCGACGGGAAGGAGCCAAGUGAGCUCGAGGCCGACGCGACCAACGUUCGUCGCCGCUGUCCCCGCCGCCGAGCCGAGAGGAGCCGUCGCGGCCGACCCUGCCGCCCCCGCCGGUCACCAUGUCCGCCCAGGCGCAGAUGCGGGCCCUGCUGGACCAGCUCAUGGGCACGGCCCGGGAUGGUUCAGUGUAUCUUUGCCUGCCUACAUCAAUCUGCAAGGGAGUUGCAGAAAAGCCUCAUGUUCAUCGAGCCGAGAUGAAACCAGACAGAGGGUCAAGUUUACAGAUGACCGUGUCUGCAAGAGUCAUCUUCUGGAUUGCUGUCCGCAUGACAUCCUGGCUGGGACGCGCAUGGAUUUAGGAGAAUGUACCAAAAUCCACGACUUGGCCCUCCGAGCUGAUUAUGAGAUUGCAAGUAAAGAAAGAGACCUGUUUUUUGAAUUAGAUGCAAUGGAUCACUUGGAGUCCUUUAUUGCCGAGUGUGACAGGAGAACUGAGCUUGCUAAGAAGCGGCUGGCAGAGACACAGGAGGAGAUCAGCGCGGAAGUUUCUGCAAAGGCAGAAAAAGUACAUGAAUUAAAUGAAGAAAUAGGAAAACUUCUUGCUAAAGCUGAGCAGCUGGGAGCUGAAGGAAAUGUGGAUGAAUCUCAGAAAAUUCUUAUGGAAGUGGAGAAAGUCCGUGCAAAGAAAAAAGAAGCUGAGGAAGAGUACAGGAACUCCAUGCCUGCGUCCAGCUUUCAGCAGCAGAAGCUGCGUGUCUGUGAGGUCUGCUCGGCCUACCUGGGGCUCCAUGACAACGACCGCCGCCUUGCAGACCACUUCGGGGGCAAGUUGCACUUGGGAUUCAUUCAGAUCCGUGAGAAGCUGGACCAGUUAAGGAAAACUGUGGCUGAAAAGCAGGAGAAGAGAAACCAGGACCGAUUGAGGAGGAGAGAGGAGAGGGAACGCGAGGAGCAUCUGAGCAGGAGGUCUGGAUCAAGAACCAGGGAUCGCAGGAGGUCUCGCUCCCGAGAUCGGCGUCGGAGGCGGUCAAGGUCUACCUCCAGAGAGCGACGGAAGUUGUCCCGGUCCCGGUCCCGAGACAGACACCGCCGCCACCGCAGCCGCUCGCGGAGCCACAGCCGGGGCCACCGCCGGGCGUCCCGGGACCGGAGUGCAAAAUACAAGUUCUCCAGAGAGCGGGCGUCGAGGGAGGAGUCCUGGGAGCAGGGGCGGAGCGAGCGGGGUCCCCCCGACUGGAGGCCUGAGAGCUCUGGCGGAAAGACGGCUUCGAGGAGGUCGGAGGAGAAGGAGGCUGGCGAGAUCUGACCCGCAUCCAGACGCUGUAAAUAGUCUGAUACGACGCUCAACACAGCCUAAAGUUACCCUUUAUAUUUGCUGAACACAACCCAUCUUUUGUAGUUUACAAUUUCUAUUGUUUUGGAGCUAGCUGUGCAUUUCUAGAGAUGUACAGAGUUGUUCUGUGUUCCGGGGCUACGCUGAAUAGGAAUAAAUCAAUCUGACUGCG